This is a messenger RNA of Fulvia fulva, 723 nucleotides long. RefSeq lists its product as uncharacterized. The record is from RefSeq and is a predicted model, not a curated record. The transcript has a single exon. NCBI's taxonomy places the organism in Eukaryota, Fungi, Ascomycota, Dothideomycetes, Mycosphaerellales, Mycosphaerellaceae. Gene Ontology annotation, molecular function: ATP binding; protein kinase activity. Bases 1 to 723 code for a protein of 240 amino acids. Gene Ontology annotation, biological process: protein phosphorylation.
AUGCCCAGGAUGAUGAGGAGAGACCAGUUGCAAACCGAGUUCGAUAUCGUCAAGUCAGAAGCCGUCAACGUCCGUCCAGCGCAUCUCCCCGGGAAGGUACCAGAACAACCAUGGGACCGCAAAAACCUUGCGGAACUGCUCGCAUUCGAUCGCGGUAUCAUACUGCCAGGUCAUCAGUGGUUUUUCAAGGGCACUCUGGGGCAAGGAAGCCUAGGCCAUGCUGGCAUUUGGGUCAAAUACAAUGCUCACGGAAGGAUGAUUGACCGUAUUGCAAUCAAAGAAUGCUACCCUCCGUACCAGGACUGGGAAGCGAAGACCCUUUGGUAUGACGAUAGACCGGGCGAAGAAGUGGUCAACACAACUUUAAAUGCCUGUCAGGACUCUGAACAUAUCAUAAAGUGUCACUCCUCCAAGAUUUUCGAGGACUUGUGUAUGUAUCGAGUCUACCUGGAAUCUUGCGAGCUUGGAUCGCUCGAGGACUUGAUCGAUGAACAUUACACGAGCAAGUCAGAGCGCCGCACGGAUGCAACUGGCCAGGAGUUGAAGCAUCGCAUAUCGGAGCGCGCGCUAUGGGCUAUCUUCGAGGCUUUGGCGUCAGCUCUCUACUUGAUGAAUUUUGGCCACUUGCCUGGCACAAAUCAGCCAGUGACGUGGGAAGGCAUCAUUCAUCGAGACUUAAAACCAGAUAAUAUCUUCUUCUCGACGCCACACGAUAGGUUCUGA